Plasmopara halstedii is the source of this 8628-nucleotide messenger RNA. RefSeq lists its product as hypothetical. The coding region runs from base 1 to 8628 and encodes 2875 amino acids. Gene Ontology annotation, biological process: protein targeting to vacuole; protein retention in Golgi apparatus. NCBI's taxonomy places the organism in Eukaryota, Oomycota, Peronosporomycetes, Peronosporales, Peronosporaceae. Gene Ontology annotation, molecular function: calcium ion binding. The transcript has a single exon. The record is from RefSeq and is a predicted model, not a curated record. Gene Ontology annotation, cellular component: extrinsic component of membrane.
AUGCUUGGGGUGCUGGCUUUCACGCUACUGAGUGUCUGCGUAUCGCUGUCACUAUGCGUCGUGCCGGUGCUGGCUCGCUACACGAUCUUUCCACUACUUACGAGUCUUGUGCACAAGCUCACGGCCAUCUACCUAACUGAUAGCAUGAGAGUCGAGUACGCUUUUGGAUCCUUCACGGUACGCGGACAGCGUGGUGGCGGUGGCACCUCGGAGAUGUUACGCGGCAUCACUAUCUCGCUCUUUUUUGUCCAGCUGCAGAGCGAGUUCCUCAAGACGUUAGCUUUCGCCAAGCAAGGACUAGCGCCUGUGGAUCUGAAGAAUGUGAGCAUAAAAGAGGUUGUCAUACAAUUAGCUACAACCUGGAAAGUAGUGGUCAAGGUGGAAGGGGUAGUUGUUGAUGGCACAGUUGUGGAUCCGAACGUUGAAGGAUGUUUUGGGCUGCAAGAUGCUGUGACUAUGAAGUUAAAUGAGGCGGCCUAUUGGAUUAAUAUGUUGACGACAGAGCGUGCCUCGUCGGAGCUUCGACAGAAACAGGAGCAGGAUUUCGCCAAUGCUCGGUCGACGACAUUUUCCUUCAAGGAUCGAGUGCUCCAGCAAAUUGCUUCUCAAGUGGACGUCCAUGUGAGAAAUGUCCGAAUUUCUCUGACAGGUCUUACCCCAGGAAAUGCUGCCAUUGAUGGCCAUGACGACGAAGCUGAGAAGGAUGACGAAAUGGCAGACAGAGCAACUACCAGCUCAAUUGCCGUAAGGCUGAACCCCACACGCGUGAGUUUCUCGAUGAAGUCGCUGGACUUGCUCACAGAUGUCCUGCAUGAAAACAACCAAGAGGCUUUGCAACUUAUUUUGACAUCAAAUACAAUUCUUGUGGAGUACGCAUUGACAUUGAAAGGUAUGAAUAUCUGUGCUUCCACUAUCAAGGAUGAAGAAGAGGGUGUGACUGCGGCCGUUGAGAAAAAGCAGUCUUUGCUUAAGGACAGCAGUGGGGUGCAAUCUUGCGAACAAGCUUUAGUUUCUAUCUCUGCUCUUUCCUUAAAUGUCAGAGUACCGCCCAUGCCAAGGUUGCUGGGAAUCGUGGCUUCCAUCGCUCCCAUCCCCAUGAAGCAUCGCUUAGCACAAGUAGAGAUUGCAUCGUCGUCGGUAAAUACCAUUUCUGUCGUACGUGAGCCUCUAGUUGGAGUGCUACGUGACAUUUACGUGCCAUACACGGACCACCAGGUUCUGGUACAGUCGAUGCGCAUGCUGGAGCAAAAUGAGUCGGUUUGCAAGCAUAUUUCUCGAGAAGAUGAAACAUUUUAUCUGGCAAACUAUGAUAAAGUGAAUGGAAACAAGUCUCUAUCGACGCAGGAGAAGGAAAAUCUUAACGAAAAGCUGAGUAAAUUGGAACUUUCAAUGACGCUGAACAAGAUUUUAAAGCUUCGUAGUCGUGCGACUGGAUUGGCUAAGUUCUACCGUUGCAAUCAAGACGAGUUGUCGCUUGGAGAUUACACUGCAGUUGUGCAAGAAAACGCUGCCAAGCCAAGCAACAUCAUGUUCAGAGUCAUGCAUAUUGCACUGCGCUGGGAUAAUAUGAGCGUUAAUUUUGGUGAACGCGAUCACCAGGUUGCCGAGAUGGUAGUGAUCGGCUUUGGUGUCAAUGUGCGCAUGUUCCCGGUUGCGGAUGGCAAGGAGAAACUUAAGCUUGACGUAGAUUUGAUGCUGAACCAGACUACUUUCGCCGUAUUUGUUGGAACUUCAGAGCUAAGCCCUCUUUCUCCGACGGCAAAGCUAUUGUUUGCCGACUUCUGUAAAGUGGCUGCCGAGUCAGAUGGUAUCACACCGCCUCAGAUGCUUACUGCUCACAUGAGCCAAUAUGAAAGGGGAGAGAUGGACGUACGAGCUGUUGUGAAUAAUGUAAAUUUGGUGCUUUUUGCAAAUGCUCUCGAGCACUUCUUGCUGUACGUUGAUCGACUUACGACAAAGGCAACUCAAGUACUAUCGACUGCUCGUCCGCCCAUCACGCCUGUUGUUCACACUGAAUCAACGCCUGCGAUGGUGCAAGUCAUGAAAAAUGAGCUAGAUGCGAUGGUUAAAGAGGUAUCGAUGUCGCCUUUCAGUCUACUCGGCGGCAUGCUGCUAAAUCUUGAUGUGGGCCUGAAUGACUGUCGCAUCCUCUUGCUUCCAACACAAUCGUUCACAAAAUUGUUGUUCACGGAUGUAAAUGUGGAAACAUCUCAAAGUGAAUAUGUCGUGAACUGUCGCGUUGACUUACCGGUAACACUAAGCAUUCAUCUAGAGAGCUCCAAGGUGAAAGAGAUUGUAAAAUUUCAAGUUAGCAACCUUAGCGUUGGAGCGCAAUACGUUGAAGAAGUACGAGAUAUGGAGACCGUCUUAGCCCCAACAAGCAUUGCUUUUCAAUUCGUUCUCGAACAAGACGCUAAGAACCCAUUAACGUGUCACCAGACUGUGAUGAUACACAUGCCAGAUAUAUUGGUAGCUGGAUCGGACCUCAGUUUAUCGCUGUUGGCGUCCUGUGGAGAAGCUCUUGCAAGCGUUCAGACGACAACGCCCGACCAAGCCCGGCUCCGCCUCGAGAGUCGUAUCAAACAAGAAGAAAUUCGUCGUCAGGCUGAAGUCAAUACGAUUCUCGAUCGCCUACAUCGUCUUUUUGACGAAAUCGAUGAGAACGGAAACGGGCGUAUUGAGUUGGCCGAGCUCCUCCUCCUGCUUCGCCGCGUUAAAGUCGGUGAUACACUGCUUGAAAGCGAGCUGGAGUACUUUGUCUGUGAGCUAUUCAAGGAAAUCGACCAAGACGGCAAUGGAUACCUAGAGUUUCAAGAGCUACGAGAGUUUUUGCGCGAUGACUUGCUAUCUGGUGAAGCUGCGGCCGCUGAAUUAACUUCUAAAAGCGGCAGCAGUGCUCUUACUGGAUUUUUGAAUCUGCGUGGUAAUGAGUACCAUUCGUUUGAGGUGAUAAAUAAUAUGUGUGAGACAAAGAUCACUUCAACUGAGCAGCUCGCCGAAUGGAUCAAACGACCGGUUUUCGAGUGUCGGUUCUGGGAACUGUUUGGUAGCGAAGCUCACGUCACGAAUCGAUCAUUGGGCGACCAAAAUCCUGUAGAUGUGCAGAAGAAAUUGGUUCGUUUGCUAAAAAAUUAUGAUGCAGCUAACCUUAUCUGGGACGCGUUUGUGUUGCCAGCGAUACAAGAUGGUUGCACAGAUCGCGUUAUGUUCGAAUGGCUUCUCAAGCCGUCAACGCGCUGUGGAGGCAUUAGUGAGUAUCAAAGUGCGGCAAAGGUGAUUGCAAAGCAGAAACGCGACGUCAUUUUUAAAGAAGCUUUGGAGGAGGUUGAGCAACUUGUAAGCAAAUUCACUCAGGACGUGAACCCAGUGAAAAAGGAGUUGCAGUUUACAACUGAUGUCAAAAUGGGCAAUUUGCGCUUUGUUCUUACAGACACCGAAUUACCUGCACGCUUUUUUCGUGGAGAUUUGAUUGUAAAAGAUGUUAAGUUCUCAAUGAAAUUAAAUGGCAAGGACAUUGACGAGAUCGGACCCAUAGACUGGGUUAGCUUGACAACGUCUGGCAAUUCUGCCUGGACAAUUCUUUGUGGGUUUAAGAUGUCCUCAUCCUGCUUCAGUGAUAUGGCAAAUGACAUGGAGCAUAUUAUUGAACCAUGGGAUCUGGUCGUCGGCAUCUCGUCUGAGGCUGGCGAAAACGGUUGCUCUGUUUUGAUAGAAGCUGCCAAGCGUUUUCAGAUCAAUGUGACGCCCAGUGUGUUAAAAACUUACCGUGCCUUGAUGGACGCACUUGACGGCGAGGCCCAGCAGAAUGCCUUACAAAAGCGUCAAGACAGCAUUCAAUGCUCCACCGCCGCGAAGAGACACAAAGAGAAUGAUUGCCUGGUACAAAAUCUGACGGGAUGCAAAAUCAUCCUACAGUUGAAUGGUAUUGACCAUCCCAUCGAAGUUGAGGCACACGACCGUGCCCUUAUAGAAAAUGGAGCUUUGAAGUAUGGUAAAGCGACCCUUAAUUCGCUAAGCAUUGAUCAGUGGGGCACAAGCAAGACUGCUGUAAAUUUGCCUGCAUUUGGUAAAGUUAGUGUUGGUGUGAGCACGGCGAAGGCGUCGCCUUCCACUCUGUUCAUUACCGUAUUCUCACGCUUGGAGAAUUCUCGGCGUCAGCUGAUUGUGCUACGAUCCAACACUUACUUCUGCAAUCAUAGCUCUGAGUCCUACGAAAUGCAAUAUCUGAGUCUGGCAAGUGAACAGAGAAAGUCUAUCAAAUCUCCUAUUAUUAAGUUGCGACCAAAUGAGCGCAUUUCGCUACCGCUAUCUCUUCUUAUGGGGAUGACGGAAUUCUAUGCUCGCCCUGUAAAUCACGAACACUGGAUCGUGAAGACUUCAUUGAACAACGAUGUCUUAACAUCGGCUGAGGCCAUGAAGGAACUUGAUGCACAUGAAGCUAAACGAGAGUCAAAGAAAAAAGAGCGUCGAGGUGGAACUAUUGUCUAUGGAGACACCGCGGACACUUGCGCUACAGUCAUCAAAAGGUUAACGCCCAACAUGAUUGUGCGUCGUUGGCACUUAAGGUCUUACUUUGAUUGGGAAUUAGCGCUUUUACCUCCGUUUGUUGUACGCAACUCACUUCCGUAUGAAUUAGAGUACCGAUUCAUCGAGUACAAGACUAGUUCAAUGAAAGACAUGAAGGCUGAUUAUGCCAAAGUUGAAGCGCUUCUGCGGCGUGAAAGUGCACCAGAGCCGUCUGAACGCGUGCUGAGUGGUGUGGUAGAAUCGGGACACGAUACUGAAGUGUCUGGCAUAUCUGGGGUACACCCAGGAUAUCUGUCUGUUCGACUUAUUUCCAGGAAGAAGAACACAGGCAAGCAUGCUGCAUCUUCGUGGUCAAAGCCACUUUUGAUGAUGAUACACAAGGGAGUCGAGCAAUUCACGACAUCUAGAGAGGAGAUUGAAGCCGACAUUGGUCUCAGAUUUAACAUUGACCGAAUUACCCUCCCAAGUCAUCCCCGCCUUGUGCGUUUUUCUAGUCCUUACUGGAUUGUGAAUAACACUUCCCUUGCUUUUGCGUUCGCGUUGAUCGAACCUAGUGCAAACCGAACCUCAUUCAAAGCCAUGGAUGUUUGUGCACCAUUUAGCUACCCAGUGAUGACUUCAAUUCAGCACAACCGUAUGAGCUUAAAACCACUUAUUAAUCUCAAUCGCCGCCCAGAAGCAUGGGGUACACUGGGUAAGAUGCCAGAGGUGGCGUACAAAUCCUCCACUGUGUCAAAACAUGCCAUUGCACACGCGGAAUGGUCAGAACCGAUCAACACGACUGCAAUUAAUACGAUGGGUGAAAUUGUUUGUGGCCCGAGCGUCUUUAGCGUUCAAAUGGAAGGUCUAUACGGACUAUUUGAGCCGGGUGUUUCGCUCACACUGAGUCCCCGAUAUUUUGUGCAGAAUAGGUUGAAUCAAAAGCUCUACAUCCAAAGUUUCGCCUCGCAAGAGAAUGACGCAAGAAAAGUUGAUGAGAUGUUUCAAAGACGAUCUCUCGAAGACGUGAAGCAGUUGCAUUUAGCACUCGAGAAUGGACAGACAACACCACUUUAUCAUUUUGGCCCGCUAAAAAAGGGCGAGUCGGUGCAGCAUAGUCAGCGUUACGUGUCGUUUUCGUUCACGAAGGACUGGAACACCGACGCCAGCAAAAAAAACUGGUCCUUUGCGAUACCGAUUAAUACAGCAGGUGAUCUUUACUUGCAGAUAUUUUCAUCAGUGCGCCAGCGACAUAUCAUCUGCCAAGCAAGCGUGCAAGUGGUUGAUAUGUAUGUUUAUGUGAUUCUCACGGAUGUGUCAUGUGCACCUCCAUAUCGUAUCGAGAAUUACACGCCAUUCAGAGUGGACUGUGCACAGUUGGGCGAGUCAUCUAUCUUCAGUGGUGGGCACAAAGAGGUGGCAGCCACCAUCAAACCGGGCGCGUGGCAUGCAUUUGCUUGGUUUAAUCCUUUAUCAAAAGAGCGCCAUGUUGAGCUUCGCCUUUCACAUGUUGAUUCUCCCAAGACGCAAACCAAAAAGUACGACAUUGACUAUGUAGGCUACCUAGAUUCGAUUACCAUGUGGGUAUCCCGCGAUGGCGAAAAAAAGCAUCCCGUCGAGCUAAUCGCUCAAGUGGUCGUAGAAACGAGUACUCGCGUGUUGAAGAUUACAGAAAAAGAGUUGGAGCUCGGCCUCAUAGAAAGCCAAGAUCCUGACGGCGAAGGCGAUCUCAAACAACGUAGAAUGCUAUAUGCGUCAUCGUUCGAUAUCAGAUUCGAUGGUUUUGGCUUUUCCGUACUUGAUGGAUGGCCACAGGAAGUGUUUUUCGCGUCGGUGGAUGUAAUUCAAGUGCGAAAAGCGCCUGCCUCGUUAGAAUGGACGUUUUCGGUGUUGCAUUGCCAAGUAGACAAUAUGCUCGCAACGGCCAAGUUUCCUGUUAUAAUGAACCCAGUGAAUGCGGGCUAUAGUGACAAGUCCGUUGGCAAGGCACCAGAACCGUUUUUAAAACUUGUGUUAGAUGCAGAUCUCGAGGCUCGAUUUGGAACUUAUAAACUGCUCGAAUUUACCCUAAGUGAUCUAGCGGUUAAGGUCGAUAUUGACUACAUGGUAAAUCUUGUCAAAUUACUGGAGCCAUACUUAACUUCCGACGCGACCGUGGCCCACCGUUCAAAAGUGACGCUGGAGCGCGCGCUUGAUCGUCGUGCUCCACAAAUGCCAAUAAUGACAGUGACGGGGGAUGGUGGGAUUCAGACAGAUCUGGUGUAUUUCGACGUUUUGCGUAUAUCGUCGCUGUCUGUGGAACUGGAGUACUCUAUCACGCGCAAAGAUAUUGUCGCUUCGACGGGUGAGGGUCAUUCGAUAAUCUUUGGAUUCCUGAGCCAAAUAAUCGGGCUUAUAGGGUCAAACCUUUCUGGAUCGCCCACAUUUAGUUUCAGCGAAAUCGUAAUUUUGCGCUGCUUCACGACAAAGCAGCGACUUCAAAAUCAAUUAAUAGCAAAUUAUGUUCAGCAAGGCGUGAUGCAGGCUUACCGUCUAAUUGGAAGCGCAGACAUUAUAGGGAACCCAAUCGGACUUGUCGAAGAUUUAGGUUCUGGUGUAGUAGAGUUUCUGAAGAUCACAAAAGGAGAAUUAACGGGUGAUGCUCAAACUCGAGGUGAGGGAGUCAAGAUGCUAGGCAAAACAAUUGUAAAAUCAAGCGCCUCGUCAGUUGCAAAGAUCACGGGCUCGUUGGACAAGUUUGUGGGUGAAUUUGCGGAUGAAAAUCGUGCUACAAAUACUGACGGGAGUAACUCGUCUGCCGAUAAUGCUGGAAUCAAGUUUGCCAAGGACUUUGGUCGCGGCUUAACUGGCAUCUUCACAAAACCUGUGGAAGGCGCUAUCAAGGGCGGUGUCACUGGACUUGUACAGGGCACGGUGCAAGGUAUUACAGGCCCCGGUGUCGUCCUACUCAAGGGUCUCACGGCAACGUCUCAUACACUAGCGCUGGGUGUAAAGUCAACAGUUGUAGAUCGUUCUCCAUUCGGCGGCCGGCGUCGCAAUCCAAAGCUUGUUCAAAAUGGCAAGGUUAUUGCAGAAUUUGACGAGGAGCAUUAUAGACCGGCGUUGUUGGAGUUAGAGGUACUGGGUGCAAAUGGAUUGGAUUCGGAUAAGUCGUGCGAUCCGUUGUGUGUUGUUCGCAUUAACGGUGUUGAUGUCAUGAAAACCGCUGUUAUUUACAACACUGUAAACCCUGUUUGGCAAGAGAAGACCCAAGUGGUAUUAACUGGCGAGGAAAGCGAGGUACAGUUUGUGGUGAAAGAUUCAUACGGUGGAACUGUGGCCAAGACUGUCGGGAAGUGCAUCAUCAGUAUGUCAAAAUUACUCGACGAUUUCAAACCGCCCAAGUACUCGUCAGACUUAGCCCAAUGGGUGCACACGCAAGUAAAGCCUGGGGACACAACAAAGAAUCGAAGCCAUGUAAUAACAGAGAAGGAGUAUCCGCUCGUGAUGCCAAGAAAGUACAGUGCCAAGAAUUCGAAUCAUGGCACUACUUUUGCUGAUGAAAAGCAUCAAGUGUUCGUGACGAUACUGUCGCUAAGAGAUAUGGUAGUUACAAGCUCAACUGGUAGUGGCAUGCUUGGACUGGGAAAUUUAGGGAGCAGCAUGCCCAAUAUCUCGCCAUACAUCUCUGUGCAUGUUGGCAAAUCUGCGAAUCGGACAAAUACGACCAAGAUGACUUUCACAAAGAAUCAGAAAAAUGAUCUGGUCGGUCAUGCAUCAUGGAACGAAAGUUUUACAUUUUCGGUGACUGCCAAGGAGCUGCAUCGCAGCGGAGCCGACUCGAGAUUGGUGGUAUCUUUGAAAGAUAAAAGUAUGAUUGUGGAUGUGCGCCUCGGCUCUGCAACAUUAGAUAUUGACGCAACUAGGAUAAACACCACGGAAACAGAAGAGGAAUUGGUGCUGAUAGACCAGAAUGGCAAACUGAUUGGAUACCUAACUGUGAAAAUUAGAGUCGCUGGCUCAGCUACAUCCUCCCGCUCGCUUUCAAUUAAUUCUCUUAUGUCCGCUGGUGAUGACAUAGCAAACCUCCCACCUGACGCUGUCAAGGCUGGCACUAUUCGCGUGUCUUGCGACUUUAAGUGA